This is a messenger RNA of Epinephelus moara (kelp grouper), 3791 nucleotides long. RefSeq names its product DNA cross-link repair 1C, PSO2 homolog (S. cerevisiae) (gene dclre1c). The record is from RefSeq and is a predicted model, not a curated record. Lineage: Eukaryota; Metazoa; Chordata; Actinopteri; Perciformes; Serranidae. Bases 106 to 2097 code for a protein of 663 amino acids. Gene Ontology annotation, molecular function: damaged DNA binding; 5'-3' DNA exonuclease activity. Gene Ontology annotation, biological process: double-strand break repair via nonhomologous end joining; interstrand cross-link repair; protection from non-homologous end joining at telomere. The transcript has 16 exons.
GGGCGGGACAAACUAACACCGGCGCUGUCAACAAAAUAUGUCCUCUCCGCUAGAAACGAAGUUUAAUUAAUUUUACUCGACACCACAGAAAGGUUUGGCGUAAACAUGAGUUCAUUUGCAGGUCGAAUGAAGGAGUAUCCCACCGUGUCUUUGGACCGGUUCGACCGGGAGAACCUACAUGCCCGGGCAUAUUUCCUCUCCCACUGUCACAAAGAUCACAUGAAGGGACUGAAAGGACCAAUACUGAAGAGGAAACUGCAGUUCAGUCGUACAGUCCGGCUUUACUGCUCCUUCGUGACCAAAGAACUUCUUCUGAACAAUCCCAAGUACGCUUUCUGGGAGGAAUACAUCGUUCCCUUAGAGCUGGAGAGCCCAACUCAGAUUUCCCUGGUUGACGAGGCAUCUGGAGAGAAAGAAGAGGUCGUGGUCACGUUGCUUCCUGCAGGCCACUGUCCCGGCUCUGUUAUGUUCCUGUUUGAGGGUUCCCAGGGGAACGUGUUGUACACAGGAGACUUCAGGUUAGCUGCCGGAGACGUCUCGAGAAUAGAACAUCUGCACUCAGGCAGCAGAGUGAAGGAUAUUCAGAGUAUUUAUCUGGACUCCACUUUUUAUGACCCACGAUUCUACCAGAUCCCCACUCGGGAGGUCUGUCUGAACGGUAUCUCAGAACUCAUUGGAAACUGGAUCACUCAGAGUCCUUAUCACGUUGUGUGGCUCAACUGCAAAGCCGCGUAUGGAUAUGAAUACCUGUUUACCAACCUGGGAGAGGAGUUCAACACACAGAUUCAUGUCAGAAGUCUGGCGAUGUUCAAGAAGAUGCCGGAGAUCCUGAGCUACGUGACGACUGACCGCAGGACGCAGAUCCAUGCCUGUCGACACCCUAAGGAUGAGGAGUUUUUCCAAGGCAGCCGGUUGCCGUGUGGCUGCACAGCACCUGAUGGGACUCCUCUUCGAAUCAUCAGCAUCAAACCGUCCACCAUGUGGUUUGGAGAACGAACGAGGAAGACUAGUGUUAUAAUAAAAACAGGAGUCAGUUCCUUCAGAGCCUGCUUCAGUUUCCACUCGUCUUACUCAGAGCUCAGAAACUUCCUUUCCUACCUCCAGCCGGUCAACAUCUACCCCAGUGUUAUCCCUCUGGGUCGGACGCUGACUGAGGUGACACAGACGUUGAGACUGAUGUGCAGGAAACAGUCGGAUCAAACUAUGAGUGUAUACAAACCUCUGGGAGUCCUCAAACGCUGCAAGGUGGAGCAACCUACAUAUGAUUCAGACAGCGAUGAUGAGCUGUUUGACGGGCUGGACCUGGUGCCAGUGAGGAAGAAGAUGGCGCUGAACCAAGAAAUGAAAAAUGUGAAAGAUCAGAGUCCUCAGGAAACAGCGCCCCCUGUGUCUGCGGUUGAGUCUCUACCUGUGACAGUCACAGACACACAGCCUGUAACAGGUAACUACAUGGACUGCACUGAGUCCAAUGAUGAAGAGGAGGGUGAGCAAGAGGGAGAGAACGAGGGAGAGGAGGAUAAAACACUGACGACGGAGGAGGCGAAAGGAACAAUAAAGGAAACUGAGAAUAAGUCGACUGACGUUGAAGGAAGCGGCUCCUCUAAUCCUCCGAAAUGGGAGGACUUCUUCACCACGGAGACGCUGACUGACAGCCAGAACAGCCUCAACAGCCAAUCACAGUCCUGCUGCUCUGUCCCAAGCCCCUCCCCCUCCAAAAUGACUGAUUCACAGACCCCAGAUCUGUUCAGCGAUGAAGAGGAAACGCCUGAAAACUUCAGUUUGACCCUGUCCGCCUCUCUGUCGAAUCAUUCCUCCCAGAACCAGGAGUCGUAUCUACCUGACACUUUGAUCCUCCAACCAGAGCAGGAGGGGCGGGCACAAGGAGACGCGAGGACCAAUACUGUGUCUCAGGAGAAGGAGCGCAGCGGGCAGUUGGAGCAGGAGGAGCUCUCAGAGUCUCAGGUGUCGUCGGACUUUGAUAUUCCCUGCACGCCAGAGUCCAAAGUGCCUCAACCUGAUGAACUGUCACAGUUGUACAGGAAGCUGGCGUCAGGAGAGGAAGUGGUCAUCAGAAAGGGAAGUCAGGGCUACACAUGACAGAAUGUUAAAGGAAGUUUUUUUGUGAGCCACGUUGCUAUAGGCUUGGGCCGGUGUUAAAAACCCACUAUUUUGAACACUGCAGCCUGUUCUGUUUUGUUCAGAGAACAUCGGCGUGCAGCCUCGUUCUGUGGACGAUAAACGAGGUGCAGACUGAUAAAGGAGGAAAUACAGUGAGUGACAACAACCCGCCCACAUUUAAGAGAACUGUUUGUGGUGGAAACACUAGGGUCUAGGUACCAUGUCUGAAGGGUUACUGGUACCAUACUGAAAGUGUUUGGUGGAAACUGGGCUUAAAGCUGCCAUGUCUCUUGUCCAUCCCAAAAAAUACAUGAACUUUCAAGUAAACAAAGACAAGUUGCCCUGUUCAUUGCCCCCUCCCACCUCCACUGAAAUUGCUCUCCUUCGUGUUGCCAGCCUCAGCUCUGCACGAUCUGUCAGACACCAGUGGCUCUGUUAGUCUGUGACCAUAUAUACAUAACUGAUCACAUUGUCAUAUUGCUUAUUACUAAUGCAAGCCAAGUUGGAUUUAGCGCCAUGAUGCCGUCAGCACAGGUUGCUGAUGUAGACUACUCUUUAUCUGCCAGAAUGACAAAUGUCAGUUCAGCUGUUUGGCAUUAAAUCAAACUGGUUUAAGCUCGCACACCUGACAGGAGCAGCCAAACUGGAAAUCAACCCAACUCUAAUAUCUUAUCAUUUGUUCUCCUAUAUGCCCCAAGAUUCCUGUUUUGUAUAUGUGAACAACACAUAAUGAGCUUCUAUGAUACCAGGUAUGCCUUUCAAGUGACACCAUUCCACUCUAAAACCACACGGACCUCAGUAUGUACAGCACCAACACACACACACACACACACACACACACACACACACACACACACACACAGUUUCUUCCAAUGCACUUUAAGUUCACCCGUGCCCUACAUACAUUAAUGCACCUGUGACUUUCCCUGCUUGUUGUCGGUUUGUGGUUUUGUUCUGCUGAACUCUUUUCUUCCUUUUACACUGCAUCAAUUACAUGAAGUUCUGAAUCAAAGCAGAACUUUUGGUUUGUUGUAUCAAAUUAAAAGUAUUUUAUUUAAACCAAAGAGCAUUUUGUAUGCUUUCAAAGUUCAGAUGAGUGAUUCAUUUGACUUAAUACGAGUUAAAACUAGCAAAAAAGUUAAAAAGAAAUUCACCAUCAAGGGCUGUAAUCAACCAAAGAAAAACUUGGUUGACAGAAAUUCUUCCUUCUCCUAAACCAUUUGAUUGGUCUAUUGAUCUCCCCCUGAAUAAGAUUUUUCCUAGUCGACCAAUAGUCGUCAUUUAGGUCCAUUAGUCGACUAGUCGCCCACAUGUUUCUGAUAUGAAUGAAAUGAUUAAAUGAUAUAUUUUGGUGGUUUGAGUUGAAGGUGUGAGAAAGAAUAGUAUCAGUAACAUUGUUAACACUGUGCUACAUUACAGAGAAAUACAAAACCGUACUAAUGAACCUUCAUUAAUAUAGGCCUAUAUUUUAUCUACAAGUGCACGUCACACACUGAGCGAGCCGCCUGUUAAUGACGCUGUGGGCUAAUGGGCAUGUAGCUACUUCCAUGUUUCAGAUGAUACGUCAUGUUUGUAGUCGACCAAUGAAGAUGAGUUUACAUAUCACCUUGGGUUCGUCCUUCACCUUCUCAAAAUGAUCCCACACUUUGGAUUUCCUGCCCGACAUGUUAUUA